GAUUCCAGCCAAGACUCCCAGCAUUUUCUGCCAAACUCUUUGUCAGAUUUAAGACAUAUGCUCCGGCAAAUUUCUUGAAGCUUAUGAAAAAGUUUUAAUCCGUAGUUGGGUUCCAGCCUGCUGUAGCUGCAAGUGUCUGUGGUCAUACCACCUCCUUAUAAAGCAGCUAGAACCUAGAGCCUAUAGGGUAGGGUUUUUUUUUUCUUCCUCAACUUUCUGGAUAAGAAAUGUCUGUAGAGUGAUUUCUAGCUUCAAGUGGAAGACAUGGCCACCUCCUGAUAAUUUUUGCAGUGGGAAACUUUGAAAUAUUUUUUGUCUCUUUCUCCCAUACUAAGAUUGUGUAUAGCAGAGUCCCUUGACUAACUCGAGCCCUUUCAUUGGAUUUUGAUUACAACUGAUCAUGUGAUUUCUUUCUCCAUGUAAAGUUUUGGGGCUUCAAACUUUGCUUCUGGAGAAUGCCUUUUGCAACACUUUUCAGUAGCUGCCUGGAAACCACUGCUUAGUCAUCAGUAGAUGUUUAAAAUAUUCAAAAUGUAUGGAGAGUGGGCAGUUGUGAAUAUUUUCAUCAUGUUCUACGUGUACCUGGUGCAGGGCUUCAAUAGUGAACAUGGAGCAGUGAAGGUAGGAUUUUUCUUUUGAGCGAUCAUCCCGGUCCAUGUUGGAACGUUCUGAACAACAGAUCCGAGCAGCUUCCAGUUUGGAGGAGUUGCUGCAAAUCGCGAACUCUGAGGACUGGAAGUUGUGGCGAUGCCGGUUGAAGCUCAAAAGUCUUACCAGUAUGGACUCUCGCUCAACAUCCCAUCGCUCCACCAGAUUUGCGGCAACUUUCUAUGACACUGAAACACUAAAAGUUAUAGAUGAAGAAUGGCAGAGGACCCAAUGCAGCCCUCGAGAAACAUGCGUAGAAGUCGCUAGUGAGCUGGGGAAGACAACCAACACAUUCUUCAAGCCCCCCUGUGUAAAUGUCUUCCGGUGUGGAGGCUGCUGCAACGAAGAGAGUGUGAUGUGUAUGAACACAAGCACCUCCUACAUCUCCAAACAGCUCUUUGAGAUAUCAGUGCCUCUGACAUCAGUGCCCGAGUUAGUGCCUGUUAAAAUUGCCAACCAUACGGGUUGUAAGUGCUUGCCCACGGGGCCCCGCCAUCCUUACUCAAUUAUCAGAAGAUCCAUUCAGAUCCCAGAAGAAGAUCAAUGUCCCCAUUCCAAGAAACUCUGUCCUAUUGACAUGCUGUGGGAUAACACCAAAUGUAAAUGUGUUUUACAAGAUGAGAGUCCACUGCCUGAGACAGAAGACCACUCUUACCUCCAGGAACCAGCUCUCUGUGGACCACACAUGAUGUUUGAUGAAGAUCGCUGUGAGUGCGUCUGUAAAGCACCUUGUCCUGGUGAUCUCAUUCAGCACCCAGAAAACUGCAGUUGCUUUGAAUGCAAAGAAAGUCUGGAGAGCUGCUGCCAAAAGCACAAGAUUUUUCACCCAGACACCUGCAGGGUCUCAGGAAUUACAGACCUGUACUGCCAUGCCUGCCAUUAUGCUAUCAUGAGCAAAAAAAGAAGCCACUGACAUUUAAACGGGGUUAAGGGAAGUUCCUCUCUCUCUCUCUCUCUCUCUCUCUCUCUCUCUCUCUCUCUCUCUCUCUUUUGGCAAGAAACUUAAGGAUGACUACAACCCUUGGAGGCCAUUGAUUGGAUUUUGAUCAAUUUCACAAUCUACCCAAACUAACUACUGAGAUUUUUAAAGAUUGAUUCAAUUUGUUCUUUGACAAUUUCAUACACAUAUAAAAAUGCAUUCUAAUUACCUUUACUCCUACACUCUCAACUCCAGCCUAUUCCUGACAACUCAUUUCCUCCUUACUCAUCUUUCCCAUUCUCAAGUCUCUUAGUUUUUUUGUUUUUUUUUUGUUUUUUUUGGUUUUUUGUUUUUUAUGGUUUUGACCCAAUAAAUGAAGUCAGAGCCAUCUGUUUGGAACUAUAUGUCAGAGCUUGUUUGGCUCACCCACCAAUAGGACCACAACUGCAGACAAUGACUCCCUCGUCUUCCAGAUUCUGCCAGUAGCUUACAGUUCGUUGCCCUCACCCCCAAUGAGUCCCUCCCAAAUUCAUAAUUAAUUGUUGAGAAGUUUGGCCUCCUGUAGGCCUAGGGCAGUUCAUCCCAGCAGUGUGAGUCCCUGCUUGCAAAGUCUGCGAGAAGAUGGUGUUUCCUAGCCCUUCUGUCUGUCUUCUGAUUCUUACAUUUUCCCCAGUCCCUCUUCUGUUGUGUCGGAGCCUCACAGGAGGUGGUAUCAACAUCUUUGUUAGGGCUGACUCCUCAGCCAGUAGAGUGCCCACGUAGAAUAUUACAUUGAUACCUUACAUCCAUGUCUGGAAAUUUUUCUUUGCAAACAAUUAAGUGAAAUCAGAACUGAAUGACGUAUCUGAAGUUGAUCCUUGCUUCUAAAGUCUCAUCUUCACUUUUUUUUUUGCGACAGCUGUGAGGACAGAUGUCCUUUUCACACCAGAACAUGUGCAAGUAGAAAGCCAGCCUGUGGAAAGCACUGGUGCUUUCCAAAGGAGACAAGGGCCCAGGGGCUCCACAGCUAAGAGAAUCCUUGAUUCAAAUUCCUUCCAAGUUCCCCCAUUCCUGUCAUUUUAAACAGCACUCUGCUUUGUCAAGUUGCUGUCACUGUUGCCCACCCCUGUUCCAGGAGUUAGAAAAUAUGAUUUUACCUGGUACACUUCCAUGCAAUAGCAGCUGGGUGAUUCCCCAGUUCGCUAACAAAUGACUUGUAGCUUCAGAUGCCUCUGUGCACCUGCGCUCAGAAAGGAAAGGGUCUGAGAAGCCCCUGGUUUGGAUGAAUGAGAAAAGGUUGUCUGAAACAGAGUAGUAGGUGCCAUGUGAUUGAUUCUUCCACCUGGCAAAGCCUAAGUGCCAUGCUUGUGAGUUAUUCUGCUUCUUUCUUAUGCGGAAUUUCAUUUGUAUGAUCAACACUGUUGCAAUUCCCAUUCAGCUUGUACUUUUCAAGUUUACGGAACCACUGCCUGAUGUUUUAUAUUUAAAUGUAUUUAAAGGAAAUAAACACUGUUACACAA
Molecule: messenger RNA, 3066 nt
Organism: Arvicanthis niloticus (Nile rat)
Lineage: Eukaryota; Metazoa; Chordata; Mammalia; Rodentia; Muridae
Source: RefSeq, a predicted model, not a curated record